GUAUUUGACACAAAUGCUUUGCAACCGUUGAUCAAGUAGUACGUGAUAUAGCCAAAUUUUUUUGUCCGUUUAAUGACACAAUUUCUUUUUUGAAAAAACUUAUUAUCUACUAUAAAGGUAUCGAAAGUAUAAAAAGGAAAUGAGUAAAAUGUACCUUCUGAAUUUAUCAAUAUGUGGUCGAAAAAAUAUUAUCUUGUGUAUUUUAAUUGCCUGUAUCACUUAUUGCCAGGCGCAUAUUAAUUCUGAAGGAAGAAAAAUAAGUAUAAUCAAUUUUGAUCCUGAGCACCGAAAUUUACCACAGUAUAACAGUUAUUUUAAUGCAAGAUCCAAGACGAGGAUAACAGUUAGAGAUGAUAAAUCAACAUUUAGAAAGUAUUUUGAUUUUUCAAGUCGAUAUGUGACAAGAGAUGCAGCCUUUAUUUUGAUUAAAACUAAUCAAUUACCCUAUUAUCAAGUACGUGUGUUUUACAAUCAACGAAAAUUACCAUCUGACAAUAUUAUUAUUUACAAUGAAGUAAAAAAGUUUCGAAGAAGUAAAAAAGCUCGUAUUUUGCAACGAUUAAGAGAAACGAAUGAUGAAAGACUAAUACAUAAAAUAUAUCCAAUGUAUUUACGUUUUUAUCAACCUAUUCAAGAACGUAGACACUUUAGAAGAUCUAACAAUAGAAAAAUUCGAUUUACAGCAUCACAAACUUUGCAAUCUGAUACUAUUUUGAAAUAUACAGAAAGAUUUCUUAAAUUUCGGUUGAAUUAUAAAAGAUUUGCCCGUGAACAAUAUAACAAUAACUUUAGUCAGCAACGAUUUAGGUUAAAUUAUAGACUUCAUGAUAAUGUAGAAAGUUAUAUAUUUAAAAUACUCAGAGAAGUUCAGUUUAAUUCAAAAGAACUUUUCAGAGUACAAAGUAUUAAUCCAUUAAUACCAGAGACAAGUUUCCCAUCUUUGAAAUAUGGAGUUAAUCAGUUUAAUUUGAAUAAAAACAAAUUAGUAAUAAAUAAAUAUAAUUUUGAAGAGACAGAAAAUACAGAAAUUAUGCGUCACUAUAAGCAAUUAAACCAUAAUACACUACCUCAAUACUUCAUAAGAUUCGACACUUACUUUACUAAUCGACAAAUGAACAUUGCAUUUAAUUUUGUAAAACAUGUAUUUACAGAAUUAAACAAAAAUGCAUUACAUGUGGAAGAUAAAUAUUUUUUUUUGAAGUUUGGUUUUAGUAAACAAUUUCAAAAAUUGAUUCAGAUUACCGGAUUAAAAAAAAGUAUGAGAAAAAAUGAAUUUAUUGUAUUAGGGGAAAAGGAUAACCGCAUACAGAAGUUACGAUCAAAAGUUAAAUAUCUUGAAUCAGAUUUAUGUAACAGAAAAGAUACUGAACGGAAAGAAAUACAAGAUAUUACAUUUUCAGAUCAAAGACAAAUUUUAUUUUAUAGAAGUUCUCAAAAAAGACAAAUUUUUGAAAAUUCCUUUAGACGGGAGAAUACUGUUAUUACAAAACAAGUAGUCAGGAAUAAAGUAUUGAUAACGGAUACUAAUCGUAUAAGAAAUUUGAAUCGGGUAAAAGGAUUUAUAAAUUUUGAACUAAAAGUACGUUUAUUGGAAAGAAAAUUCAGAACAUUUAAUAUUAGAACCUCAAAUGCUAUUCCAUUUGGACAACGUAAUUUGUCUUACGCAUUCCAGAGUAAUAAUCUUAAAAAGAAACUAAUUCUGAACAAAACAAAUUUAUUCACAGAAGCUAUAAGACACAUAUUCUUAAUUUGUCUUUGUGCAUUACAUGCAUCAGCUAAUCUUGGAAAGAAGAGCACAUUUUUAAGGAGCACUAAACAUCAACUUCAAUCUCUAACUGGUGUUUAAAACUAAUGAAGAUAUAUGAAAAAAUCUAUUCUAUGACACUGAAUAAAAAAGUUUGACAUAUAUUAUUAAUAUAAAUGUAUUUAAUAAAAAUAAAAAGAUGUUCAUUGAAACAUCUCAAAAUCUAAUACAUACAAAA
Leptopilina boulardi is the source of this 1982-nucleotide messenger RNA. RefSeq lists its product as uncharacterized. Lineage: Eukaryota; Metazoa; Arthropoda; Insecta; Hymenoptera; Figitidae. The coding region runs from base 140 to 1846 and encodes 568 amino acids. The record is from RefSeq and is a predicted model, not a curated record. The transcript is spliced from 4 exons.